CUUCUUCCCCGGCAGAUCUGCAGACUUCGGCUCAGCUCGGAGAAACAACACCGGACUGUAUGGUGGAGAACCGUUUCAUAUUCUGACCGUUUUUCUUGGGACCGGCUGUAUGAUUAAGCUACAAUCUUCAAUGAGUAAGCAUAUCCCACAGUUCUGUGGUGUUCUGGGUCGCACAUUUAUGGAGUUUCUGAAGGGCAGUGGAGACUACUGCCAGGCUCAGCACGCUGCCUAUGCAGACGAGUGAACAGCAAAACUUGCCAUCCAUUUUACAUACUUGAGCCACCGGAGGGACCCUGGAAAGUUUACAGGACCGGGAAACCUCCCAGAACCAGCGAUACUUCAGCCUGGAUGGGGUAACUCCACCCGCUGCACACUGCCCUCGUUGGCUUCCACCCGGCCAGACUCAAGGUGGAACCAGCCUUUUUUUGUUUUUUUGCUUUCUUUUCUUUUGAUUUCAUCCCAAAGGAGAGGAUUUUAAGUUGCUUUUCUAAUUGCCUGCCACUUCGUCAACUGGCAUCUCCUUCAAGUUGCCCGCCAUUUUUGAUGAUUAAGCCUUGCCAACCUUCUACGAAGACCGGGGGAUCUUUUGUUUCUGGGCUUCCUUGAGCUCAUUGGACCUUUGUUUUACAUUCCCUCUAACUGUUUACACUUGUGUUGUCUUGUUUUUUGGAAUAAGUUUACCUUUUCUUAACCAUUUUUACAUUGUUACAAUGGCUCGCAUGAACAGACCAGCCCCAGUUGAGAUAACCUACAAAAACAUGAGGUUCCUCAUUACCCACAAUCCCACCAAUGCCACCCUGAACAAGUUCAUUGAGGAGCUGAAGAAGUAUGGUGUCACCACUGUGGUGAGAGUUUGUGAGGCCACUUAUGAUUCCACCCUGGUGGUAAAAGAGGGGAUUCAGGUUCUGGAUUGGCCGUUUGAUGAUGGCGCUCCUCCCUCCAACCAGAUCGUGGAUGAUUGGCUGAACCUGCUGAAGCUGAAAUUCAGAGAGGAGCCUGGCUGCUGCAUUGCUGUCCACUGUGUGGCAGGGCUUGGGAGAGCUCCUGUCCUUGUGGCGCUCGCACUGAUAGAAUGUGGGAUGAAAUAUGAAGAUGCUGUCCAGUUCAUUCGACAGAAGCGUCGAGGAGCGUUCAACAGCAAGCAGCUGUUCUACCUGGAGAAAUAUCGUCCAAAGAUGCGCCUGCGCCAUCGCAAUAACUGCUGCAUCCAGUAGAGCCAAACCCCAUUCCCUCCUGCCAUGCCAGCCCAAAACCUCCCUAAAACUCAUUACUGAAAAACUAAUUUCUUCCUCACUAGCUUGCUUUUUUGGCAGGGUUUUUUUUUUCUUUGUCUUUUGUCAUUGUGUUGAAGUAUUUUACUUUGAAAAACCAUGUGCUGUAAUUCAACUUCCCCUCUCAAGGCUUAAUUAAAUCACAAGUGUCUGAGGGGAUAACAAGUUGUGUGAACCACAUUGCCCAAUAAAAAAUUAAAACUAUUAAAAAAAUAAAGGGCAGUGCUGCAUUGUAUCUUUGUGAAAUGUUGGAUUUAUAGUUGUUGCAAGUGUCCCAAAGAUUUUAAUUGGCGGCUACGUUGAAGUACUGCAGAAAAAAGUCGUGACGAUUUAAAGUCCACUCUCCCUUCCUCCUGUUUUUUGUUUUUUAAUUCAGUUUCAAAAGAGUAGAAAGAGAUAUGCCUUCCUUCAGAUCACAUGGAUCAUUCAUAAAUGCCUUACGAAGUGAAACCAAGGCAGUCGUGCCACUGGCGUCUGGGAAAGAAAGGUGUUUCAUUUUUCUACUUGGAAUAAUAAAAAAACAACCUGUUGCCUUUGUCUUGUGCAGGAAGUUACACUUCUUCCCUUUCAUUUAAUUUUUCAUUUAAAUUACCUUGCUGUCAUAUUUAUCAGUUGAACGUCUAUGAGUUUAUUUUAUUUAUCAAACCGUCUGUUUAAUAUUUCACUGCCAUGUCCAACAUUUGGUUACCUUUUUUCUUCUUUUUUUUUAAAUCUUAGUUCAAGCUGUUUCAGCUUCAAACUGGACUUCCUCCAUCUGCGAUAAUGUGUAUGCCUUUUUUUUUUCUCUGUUGAUGUCCAUAACUUAAAACUUGCAUACUUGAUGAUUUUAUGUAUUUGAAAAUGUGUACUAUUAUUAGGUUGGCUAUUUAUACUAUCAACGGAUGUGUGAUUUAGUACAGUGAGCGACAAAGUUGUACCUGUUCACCAACUUGUGAGAUUACAUUAAAUGACACUGAAAAAAAAACAAA
Molecule: messenger RNA, 2239 nt
Organism: Xiphophorus maculatus (southern platyfish)
Lineage: Eukaryota; Metazoa; Chordata; Actinopteri; Cyprinodontiformes; Poeciliidae
Gene: ptp4a1
Product: protein tyrosine phosphatase type IVA 1
Exons: 6
Coding region: 711-1214 (167 amino acids)
Biological process (GO): protein dephosphorylation
Cellular component (GO): nucleus
Molecular function (GO): protein tyrosine phosphatase activity
Source: RefSeq, a predicted model, not a curated record